This is a messenger RNA of Leptopilina boulardi, 7198 nucleotides long. RefSeq names its product nucleolar protein 6 (gene Mat89Ba). The record is from RefSeq and is a predicted model, not a curated record. Gene Ontology annotation, cellular component: small-subunit processome; CURI complex; UTP-C complex. Gene Ontology annotation, biological process: tRNA export from nucleus; rRNA processing. Bases 168 to 3629 code for a protein of 1153 amino acids. NCBI's taxonomy places the organism in Eukaryota, Metazoa, Arthropoda, Insecta, Hymenoptera, Figitidae. The transcript has 12 exons.
AUGUUUUUGUGGAAAUAAGGGUCAAUGCACAAUAGCUUCACGAAAGUCAUUCACAAACGAGAUUGUAGUUUGGGUCUGAAGUCGGUUAUAAAGAAAGACAAAGAUAUCCACGUGCACGUGGAUAUGAUUUUUUGGAGUAUCUAUUUUGAUAUUUUUUUGAUCAUAAGAUGAAGGAAUAUUUAAAAAGCGGACUUGUUAAGCAGAAAUCAAACAAAAAAAUAAAAAUGGAAAGUGACGAUUCUGAUGAUUAUGAAGAUGAUUGGGAUAUUUCCCAAAUGGAAUCAGUAGUAAACAAACGACAUUUAUCUGACGAAGAAAUUGAUACAGUUCCUAAAAAAAGGAAAAAAACUGGUAAGGAUUUAUACAAACCUCCAACAGCAGACGAAUUAAACCAGCUUAGAGAAACCGAAAAUUUAUACCAUUCUAAUUUAUUUCGACUUGAAAUUGAAGAAAUUCUUAAUGAAGUGAAGCUUGCAAAAAAAUAUAAAACACUUUUUAAUUGUUGGUUUUCUACAUUAAAAGAAUGUAUUGAUUCGAUUGAAGAGACUAAAGAAUACAAGUUAAGUGACGAAACUUUCUUGAAAAAACUUGAUUUAAAUAUUCCAAUUGCCAAUUUACCGAAUGAAGAAAAGGGGACUUUUAAAUUUAUAAAACCAUCAAAAAUAAGCGUUAUUGGUUCUUAUGCUUAUGAGACUAAUAUUAAUACAAAUACAAUUAUUGAUAUUGCAAUCGAAAUGCCAGUAAAUUCAUUUCAAAAAGGCGACUAUCAAAAUUUUAGAUUUUUAAGAAAGCAAAGGCUUUAUUUAGCUUAUAUAGCCUCAAGAAUUAAUGAGAAAAUUGUUGGAAGAAAAUCUUACAUUGGUAAUAAUGAGAAUGUUGUUUUAAAACUUAUUCCGGAUGGGAAACUUGGUAAAAAAUGCACUAUUUUCAUUCAUAUCGCGGCACAAGAAAACAGUUUUAAAUUUAGUCGCUUUUUACCCGAUAGAAAUAAUGUAAGACCAGGAUGGUAUUUCAAAACUGGAUUACGUGAAGAAGUUACAGAUCCGCUUAGUUCAACACCACAUUAUAAUUCAAACGUUCUUCGUAGUCUAACAAUGCUGAAAACAAAUGAGGAAAAUGAAAAUUUAAUUAAAGAAUAUCCAAAUAUUCGAGAUGGUAUAAUUCUUUUAAAAAUAUGGUUAGGUCAGCGUGAGUUAAUUAAAGGAUACAAUGCUUUUACUGGUUACAUUAUUACCAUGUACGUAAUAUAUUUAUUACGUACAAAAAAGCUUAACACUUUUAUGAGUAGCUAUCAAAUUGUAAGAAAUGUUUGGAAUAAUUUAGCCCAAAGUAAUUGGAAUCAAAAUGGAAUAUCUUUAUGUGAAGAGAAUGAGAGCCUUGAACGAUUGACCGAGUUUCAAAAAUAUUAUAAUUGUGUUUUCUUAGACUCAACAGGAUAUCACAACAUUGCUGCAAGUAUCUCUAAAGAAAUGAUUUCUUGGAUUCAGGAUUUAGCAGCGGCUUCAGUAUCAUCUUUAGACAAUGGACAAAUCGAUAGCUUUCAAAUUCUUUUCAUGAGAAGAGUUCCGCUGUAUCGAACUUUUGAUAAUGUCAUUUGUAUCCAUGACACUGAAGCUUUAAAAAUUAUUUCACAUAAACUGUCUACAAAGGAAGAUAAACUUAAUAUUGGACCGAAUGAUUAUCAACGAUGCGUUAAAUUAAUUCUUAGUAUCUUGAAAGAAGGUUUGGGAGAAAGAUUGUUGAAUAUUUUUGUGAUGCCAGAACAAUUCAAAGAAUGGAAAAUAACUGAUGAAUUUCCAGAAUAUCUGGACAAAAUUUUUAUUGGAUUGAAUUUUAAUCCGGAUCAUUUUUUUGAUAUAAUUACCAAGGGUCCAGAAGGAAAUUCAUCAAAGGCUGCGGAUUUUAGAAAAUUCUGGGGAGGAAAAUCAGAGUUGCAUCGUUUCAAUGAUGGUUCGAUUCAUGAAGUUGUUGUUUGGGGACAAGGAAAAACUAUAGAGGAAAAAAGAAGUUUAACGCAGAAAAUAAUUUUCUUUCUCUUUCAAAAAAAGUUAUGCCUUCACAGAAGUAAAUUUUUCUAUCUUGGUAAUCAGUUGGAAAAUCUUUUAAAAUUAAAGAAGAUGAAAACAAUGAACUUUGAUUAUGGAACAGGAGAAGAGGCUUCACUGAGAGUAAUUCAAGUUUUCAAUGCUUUAGAGAAAGAAUUGACCUCUCUUACGGAUAUGCCACUUUCGAUAACUGGAAUAAGUGGCUGUAGUGCAGUUUUACGAUACACAGAAGUAUUUCCCCCACUGACAAACAUCACUGGCAAAGGGAUGAAUGUUUUAGGCAAAGAUGAAAAAUACACGUUCCUCAAAGAAGGCAAUUUGAAAAAGGUUUCUCUUUAUGUACAACCUAUUGAAAUCAGCAUUCAGUUAUUAACAAGUGGAAAGUGGCCAGACGAACUAGAAGCAAUUCAAUGUACAAAAGGUGCUUUUCAAAUUCAGAUUGCUGAAUGUCUUAGAAAACAAUAUAAUUUAACUGCUCAGGGAUGUCUUGAUUACACAGACGUUUUUAAAGAUGGAUUUUUAUUCCGUUUAAGAAUAGCUAGUCAAAAAGAAAUAGCUCUUAUGAAACAGAAAAUUGGAGAAGACGGGAUAAUUAAAUACAGAGAUACAGAUGAAUCAGUUGAUCUUGAGAAAAGAUUAUUCCAUCUGCCGAAAUUGAGUGGAGCUUUACAUGGAUUACACUGUCAACAGCCUUCUUUUGGACCUGCUUCUUGUUUGGCUAAACGUUGGUUAUCCUCUCAGUUAAUAGACGAUUCACAUUUCCCUAAUAUUGUAGUAGAAUUACUUCUGGCCUCGAUUUAUUUGACGCCAGACCCUUACAAACCAGCUCAAACACCUCAAGUUGCGUUCUUUAGAUUACUGGAAUUAUUUUCUCGAUCCUAUUGGAGUACAGAUCCCAUUAUUGUUAAUUUUAAUAAUGAAAUGACUCGUGAACAAAUUAUAAUGGUGGAAAAUGAAUUUAGAACUUCUCGAGAAACUUUACCACUCUUAUUUAUUUCAACGCCUUAUGAUCAUCAAAAUUCUCUCUGGACUAAAACAGCACCAAAUAUUUUAAUACUAAAUCGAGUUAGUUUAAUGGCUGUGGAAGCAUUAAAGUUAUUGGAAAGUCAAAUUCUUAAUUCAACAUUAAAUUAUAAAGGAAUGUUUAAAACUCCAUUAAGUGAAUAUGACUGUCUGAUACAUCUCAAGUCUGUUUAUAAUUCUCGAAGAUAUGAAGCAAUUGAAAUUGACGAAGAAGAACCUAUUCUUGAAUGUCGUUCUUUUAAAACAUAUCAAAAGCAAAAUAUACCAGUUGUUAAUUUCAAUCCAAUUGAAUUGUAUUUGAAGGAACUCAGGUCAAGCUAUAGUGAAUUCGCAUUAUUCUUCCAUGACACAUACGGCGGGACAGUAAUCGGAGUUCUCUUGAAACCAUCAGUUUUAGAACCUAAAGAAGAAAUUAAGGUUGCAAACUUUCAUUUUCGUAAAUUGAAUUCGAAAGGACAAUUCGUUUUUGAUUUACCAACGAUGAUAGAAAACUUUUAUAUUAUCGGAAAAGAUAUAAUAGCAGGAAUUGAUAUUCAAUCUAAAAGAAUAUCUAUGAAUUGAAUAAAAUUUGAAAAAUGAAUAUUUGUACAAAGCUAUUUUUAGUACACAUGUAUAAUUAAGGUUUUUAAUAAAAAGAAUAUAAAUAUUAUAAAAGUAGUUUUUUGUUCCAUAAAGAAAAGAAAAAAAAGUUAGGUAAUUUUAAGGAAAAUUAAACUUUAUUCAUUGACUUGGUCUGACUAUAUUAGUUAAUAUAUAAAAAAAGGAUUCAUUUGAAAAGAAUCGGGAGAGUAACAUAAAUUAUAUUUCAUUACUUUUGAAAGCAACGAGAGGAAUCUCUGAGAUCUAUGUUGCGAACAAAAACACAGAGUACUUCAUAACGACUUUUUUUUACUUGCUAAGCGCGUGACACAAAUGACAUAUUUACAAGGAAUAAGCAUCCGCGCAGUCCGUAUUUUUCUUUCUGCCAAAGCGUCGCAUCCGACAAACUCACGUGGAGUUGAUCCUUAAAUAACAAAUUAAUCAUACAGCUGAUUAUUACGAAUUAAAAAUUAAGACCAAUCACAGUUUACAUGUAUGUAUGUAGAGUAAAUGAAAAGAGCUCAACGAAAAAGCUCUUAAAUGUCAGAACUGACCGACAAUUAAUCUUACUCAAACAAUUUUUUUAUGUACACAAAAAAUCUAAAACAGAUAAUUAUUUAGUCUUAAAACAAACUAUAAAUUAGAUUACCAAAAUGUACGUUGUCAAUUCCAACAAAUACCCCGAAAGCAUUCUCUUUUUAAAUGUCAAUAACAACAAUUUGAAAUAAAUUAUUGUAAAUAAAUUUUAGCAAAAAAAUAAAGUAUACAUUAUUCUUCAGAGAUAAUUAUUGGAACGGAACGAACGUAACUCCCGUAAAUAAGGAGUAAAUUUUUACUAAUUACUAAUGUUAGUUUAAUAUUCUAUUGUCUGAAAUUGGCUGCGUCUUAUUUAUUAUAUGCUUAUUUUGUAAUUAUUAUUUUUGUCUCAAAUACUGAUUGAAUUAAAAAUGAUGAAGCGUUUUUUGAAAGAAAAAAUAUGGAUUUUCAUUUUUCUAAGGUUCUACACUGCUAAUAAUCCAACUAUGGAAGAAAUUAGGUAACUUAUUAAAUUAUUAUUAAUAUAUUAAUGAGUAUUAAAUUUGAAAAAUAGAUCGCAGACAAUUUUAAACAAUAUAACAAAUAACUGACACAAUUAAAGAUAUUUUUGUCAACAGUCAAGACGCAUCGCUUACCUAUAGAGUGUUAAAUUUAUUAAAUUCAUUGCAUUCGAAUGACUAAUAAUCGUCGAAGUGGUAAUAGUUUAUUAAUCGUCAUUAUUCUUAAACCUAUUAUUAUUCAACUUAGGUAUGUAUGUAAAUCAAAUCUAAUACAUUUUUUUUCCUUAACUUUGCAUCUCAUCUUAUUCAAAAAGUUAAUUAUUAUGUACAAACCCAAGCUGCCAAUUCCUUUAAUAUAACUCUUCAAGCUGCGAAAUGGAUUGUAGUCUACUAAUAAAGUUAAAAAUAAUCUUUUCAACUUUCAAUGUAAGAAAAUUAUAAUAAUGAUAUACAAAAUCUGGGUUUUAUAGACUAAAAUCCUUUUGGUUGCAAAGGAACAAGUAGAAAACAAAAUUACAACUUAGAUUCGGUACUGAUUCAGUUAAAAUUUUUGUUUUUGGUUUUCAUUUUACUGUAGGUUAAAUUGCUUGCAUGGAAAAUUAAAAAAUGAUUGUUUUAAAAUCAUAAUGCUGCAUGCCAUCAGAUUUUUUACUACAACAUUAUAUAUUGAAGAGUAAGUUUCUCAGCUCCCAAAAAGAGGAAGCUAAAUUUAGAUAAUGCAUUUUCUACUUUUAUAUAUCUGAUAAAUGUUUUAUAUGCAUCCCUCUCACUCAGUUUCGACGAAAUAAAUGAUGUAACCAAAACUGAAACAUCAUAUUUCUAAAAUUAUAUAAUACAUAAAAAUUAUCAAGAAAUUAACAAUUUAAUCCAUUUUCUAAUUAGAAUUUCUUAAAAUGAGAAAAUAAAGAUACGUUUUGACAUAAUAGAAUAAUAAUAAAAAUCAUUUUCCGAUAUUUUGACUACAUAGUGAUAGCAAAAUUUGAAAAUAUAAUAGAAUUUUAAGAAACUAAACCCCAAAGAGUUUUGCUUUCAAUUCCAAGGCUUGCUCGCUAUGAGUGUUGGAAAAUAAGAUUUUCUAUUUGAUCUCAAAUGCAUUAGAGAAUUGAUGAAAGCAGCAAAACUUGUAGACAUUAGUAAGUCUCAAAUAUGUACGAAGUCGUGUAAACAAAUUAACAAAUAUACAUAUAAACAAUGUAUGUGUUUUACUUCUUUUUGUUCUUCAAAUUAAUUACUCUAUAAAUAGGUAUAAUAAUUCCAUCAUUGAGGCACGCAUAACGGCCAUUUUAAGAAAGAGUUGAAACACCUUUUAAUUGGAAAAUUCACAACCAUACUUAACCAACAGUCAGUCAUAUUAUAUUAAAAUGUUUUAAAAAUUUGUUCGCAUAGUCAUUCAGAGCUUAAGAAAUUUCAUGCGAGUUUUAAUUCUUCGCAUUCUGAUGUGAGAAAAUUAACGAACUCGUUCUGUACUCAUAAUUAUCGUUUUGUAUUUUCGCACGUUCUUAUAUUUGAUUAACUUAAAAUUAAAACGCUUGCAUCGCUCUUGCAUACUGGACGAAUUGAAACCAAGUGCGCUACUUUAUUUCAUCUUUCUUCUCUGGCAUGAUCAAAAGGGAAAAUGGAAGAAAACUUUUUUAGUGAUACCUCUGAGAAGAAAAUAAAAAAAGUCUUCUCUUUUCAUCAAGCCACAUUACUUUAAUAAUUCAGGGAGAAAAAUUAAAAAAAGAACACAUUUUUUCUUUCUCCCUAAAUUUAUAAUCGUUUAAACUUCCGGUUUUUUAAUACUAGUGGAAAUACAUUUCAAAUUUAUGUACCUGGUUCACUAAGCAUUAAUUUAAACCGCAAUAUUACUUUGAUCAUACGAUUACUUACGUUUCAGAUAAUCGUACUUCUAUUUUUUGACUAAAGCAAAAAAUGGACAAAUUAAUUGUUAAAACAUUCUUUCGCAACGCUUUCUAUAAGUACAUCGACUUGGUUUAUGAAUACUCGUUUGUUAUCCGUGAGUAGAUUAGUGCUAUUGAGUUUAGAUUGAUGUCGUACUCUUUUUUCAUAUAAAAGUACUGGAUUUGUGCUUUCCAAAUAUUUUUGUACAAAAUUUUACAACAAAAAAUGUACAAGACAUAGGUAUUUCGAAGAUUCAUAUAAUGAAUAAAAUAGAAUGAAUUUGUUCCCAAAAUUAAAUAAAUACUUAAAACACUAAGUUAAUUGAUAUUUUUUAAAGAAAUUGGUUAGAAACAAACAUGGAACUCAGAUUAAUGAAAAUUAUUACAAAGCAUAUUAAUAGAUUUGAAAACUGUAAAAUCUAACAGCAAAGCUAAGAUUCUUAAAAAAUUAUUUAUCAAUUGUGUAAAAUUUCAUCAAAAUAUAUGAAGAUAUAAGUGAAACUCGAAUUUUAUUAAGUGACAAUUUUCUAUACUUUUAAGCAUUAAUUAAUUUAGAAAAUAAAACAAUUUCAAUCACAGAUAUCAAAUGGCUACUAAACUACUCUCGGCAAACUUAAAAAAAAAAAAAAACAAA